AUGUUAUUUGGUUUGUCAAUGGCUAAAACGGUUCAGCCAAUAGCAUGCCAUCAUGAUGAAUCACCACUUCUUCAACAGAUAAAUGAUGAUACUAAUACACAAACAAAAUCAACAUCACCUAAUAUUCCAUCAACAAAAGUUAUAGAUGAAGCUAAACGUUAUGCUCAAUCUUGUUAUCUAUUUCCACCCUUUAUUUUACAUUUUAAAAGAUUCAAAAUUAAUGAUAAAGCUACUAUUGAUGAAUUAUUGAACUAUAGUAAAGUUAAUUGCUCUUUUGAUCUUGAAUUAGCUGAUUUUCGUUCAUCAUCAAUUAGAUCCAAUGAUAAUGAAUGUAAUCUACAUAUAUUCGUUAAAAAUAGUUUAUCAUUUUCAUUUUUGUAUUCGAACAUUAAAUGGACUGAUAAAUUGGGUGGUGAAGUUUUUACUAUUGAUCGACAACCAGCUAUUCCACCUCAACUUGCUCUUAUUAUAACCAACGUUAGUUAUAAAACGAACUUAAACGAGUUCGAAAAUGAUUUAAAAGUCAGGUACGAGAAUAUUGCUAAAUUUAUUCAUUUAAAAAAUAGGAAUCAAUUUGAUACAAAAUUAGUUGAAGUUGAAUUCAGUUCAUCAAAAACAUGUGAUGAUGUAUUAAUCAAUGGAUCUAUCAUGGUGAAUUAUAUAAAAUAUGAUGUUAAAGAAUUUCUACCGGUAGCAACAAUUCUUAUUUGUUCGAAUUGUAUGGGAUUAGGACACUUCCGCAAGCAGUGCAAACAAAGUGAUAUUACAUCUAAAAUUUGUGGUAAACGUUAUCAGGACCCGAACAAACAUUGUUGCCAGGGUAUGGUCAAAUGUAUUCAUUGUGGUGGUGAUCAUAAUUCGAAUGACUUAAAAUGUAAGGUGAUCAAACAAUACCGUGCUAAUUUAACAAGCACGCUUUUAUCAUCAUCAUCUUCUAGUCGAACAUUUGACAAGCACCUGAAGUCGUGGUCUGAUUUUCCACCACUACCUUAA
This is a messenger RNA of Rotaria sp. Silwood1, 993 nucleotides long. The record is from the annotation of a GenBank genome assembly. Lineage: Eukaryota; Metazoa; Rotifera; Eurotatoria; Philodinida; Philodinidae.